Messenger RNA from Mycena citricolor, 1620 nucleotides. The record is from the annotation of a GenBank genome assembly. Lineage: Eukaryota; Fungi; Basidiomycota; Agaricomycetes; Agaricales; Mycenaceae.
AUGCUUUCACCACCGUGUGGAAGCUUUGGCAACUCUGGUCGACUGCCUGAUGGAGGAGCACGUGAUGCCAAAUGCUCUGACACUUUCGGAGGCUCUGCUGUUCUUCCCACUCUCAUCCUCGGUAUCUUCACCAUGCUUGGCGCCCUCCAACACUGCACGUCUAGACUAUGGUCGCUCCGGUCUUUCUCUACAACUCCUGUCGUUGAGGCUGGCUACAAGAUGAAAACCCACUCCGGCGCAAAGAAACGAUGGAGGUCAUCUGUCGGUUCCGGGAAAUUCAAACGCGGUCAAGCCUUCCGCCAGCAUUUGCACGCAAACAAGCCUCCAGCACGAUUAAACAGGCUGGGCAACACCGUGUUUUCGACACCGACGCAGACCCACAAAUUGAAGAAGGUGCUAUUGCCGUAUGGGUCCGGCUAGUACAAUGGUCACUCAAUGAACCCGCCCACCCGAGCCUAUGUAUCAUUUUGGUUUAGAUUUCAGUCCGAAAAAUCCACGAAUGUCCCUCUGUCGACUGUCCCUUGCCUCGCGUCCUAUCCCUCCUCUCUGCCUCUUCUGUGAGAAUCCCAUCGUCAAUUCCGUCGAUUGUUGUCCCCGCGAGAAUGUACAUACCACGGAGGACAAGUGACUGCACUCAUCGAAGUGAGAUACUCGCACCUGCAGCACUGUCGGCUCGGAGAGACCGACUGGGGGCUUUACCUUAUAUGAGGAGUCUCGUCAAAACCGUGUCUCUCGGGCGCCGCACCUUCUCGCUGAACACCACUCUGACCCAACCGGUGUUGCGCAGUCUCUGGGAAAGAGUGGCAGAGAGGUCCAAGGUCGGGUCGUACUUGGACAGCGCGCGGAUCGCCUCCUUGAUAAACAGACCGUGGCUCACGACGGCGAUAUGCACGGGCGCGCUGGCCUCGGCUUCCUGCGCGUCCUGCACGAAUCGAAAGAGCUCUUCUUCCCACAUCGUCUGCGCGCGCUUCAGCACGUCUUGUAAGCUUUCUCCCUGCGGAAACGAAUCGUAGCGUCCGACAUGCGGGAACCUUCCAGCCACGAAAUGCUGCUGAAGCGUCAGUGCGGGAUCGCGCCUUGACCAGGGUUUUCCCUCUGCUUCGCCAAAGUGCUGCUCCCUGAGCAGCAGAGAAGUCGUCAGGGAAAGGGGGUCCUCCUGCUUCUUCUGGAUCUCUUGAGCAGUCAUAUAAGCGCGUUGUAGGGGCGAGGAGUAUAUAGCUGUGAAUCUGGUUGCGGAAAGCGCGUCGGCGACGGCCUGCGCUUGCUAGACUGGUGUCAGUGGAGACGGAAGUGAACGAUUUCAGGGCGAAUGCACUUGCGUUCAUUCCUGUGAUAUGAGUCAGCAAGUAGCCGCGAGGAGUGUGGAGAACGAACCAUGGUUGGUCAGUGUAGCGUCGCGCCAUCCAGCCCAAAGCGAGAGCUAUUCAACGACGUUUCACACAGAUGCGACUUAGCUGCAACUCAUAUGUGCUGCACUGACCACGUUAUCAGUUGACUCUCCAUGUCGGACCUGGGUCAGAACAUUAGUAUUCUUUGUAUUAGUCCUGGGAAGAUAUUUGACAAAAGUAAAAGUCGCCAGUGUCCUAGACAUUGCGCUAACCAAGUGCAGGCAUGAGUUCA